AUGAUACGCCCAGCUAAGGAUAGUCCCGAAGAAAGACUAUGGCUCUCCAACUUGGACCUGGUUCAACCAAGACUCCAUCUCCCUACAGUGUACCUGUACAAGCCGAUUGAUUCUUCCAAUUUUUUCGAAGCCCAAGUGCUCAAGGAAGCUUUGAGCAAAGUUCUUGUGCCAUUUUAUCCUAUGGCUGGAAGACUGGGAAAGGAUGAAAAUGGUAGAAUUGAAAUCAACUGCAAUGGUGAAGGAGUUUUAUUUGUUGAGGCUGAAACAAAUAUUGCUCUAAGUGACCUUGGUGAAUUCAUUCCUGUCCUGCAACUUCAGCAGCUGAUUCCAACUGUUGACUAUUCGGGCGACAUCUCCUCCUAUCCACUUUUUGUUUUACAGGUCACUAGAUUCACCUGUGGUGGAGUUUGUCUUGGCGUAGGGUUCCUUCACACUGUAGGAGAUGGUGGUGGGGCAAUCCAUUUGAUCAACACAUGGUCUGACCUAGCUCGUGGCCUGUCCAUGACCACCCCACCAUUCACCAACCGAACAAUGCUCAGUGCCCGAGUCCCCACAAACCCUAAAUUCCACCAUAUUGAAUACGAUCCCCAUCCCACCAUGAACAGCCAUGAUCCUACUACUCCAACCCAACAAAAACCAUCAAGUUCCAUGGCAAAUUUGAAGAUCACACUUGAUCUAAUGAAUGCCUUGAAGUCCAAGACAACAGAAAACAAUGAAAGCAAAACCAAGUAUAGCAGCUUUGAGGUCCUAACUGCACACAUUUGGCGUUGCACAUGCAAAGCUCGAGGUUUGCCUGAUGCCCAAGCAACCAAGCUAUGCAUCCCUACCGAUGGGCGGUCCAGAUUCCAUCCUCCACUUCCAUCUAAUUAUUUUGGCAAUGUAGUGUUUCAUGCCACGCCAAUUGCUUUAUCUGGGGAUCUUUUGUCAGAACCAUUUGCGGCUACAGCAGAGAGAAUUCACCAAGCUAUAAAGAGAAUGGAUGAUGAGUAUUUGAGAUCGGUUAUUGAUUACAUGGAAGAGGUCGGUGACCUAAAGCAGAUCACUCAAGGAAUUAGACUUUAUGAGUGCCCAAACCUCAAGAUUAAUAGUUGGCUGAGGCUGCCGUUUUAUAAAGCUGAUUUUGGAUGGGGUGCUCCAUUGCUUAUCCGGCCGGCAAUUGCAUCCGAUGGCAAGGCGGUCAUGUACCCAGGUCCGGUCAAUGAUGGGAGUUUCUUCCUGGCUAUAGGCUUAGGGACUAAUCACGUGAAAUCCUUUGAAAAGUUGUUUUAUGAUUUAGAUCAUUAA
Dovyalis caffra is the source of this 1284-nucleotide messenger RNA. Lineage: Eukaryota; Viridiplantae; Streptophyta; Magnoliopsida; Malpighiales; Salicaceae. The record is from the annotation of a GenBank genome assembly.